CGGCCUGUUGGGCGCUGCACGGCCGCUACGCUCUUCGUCUUGUGAGAGUGCCGGCGCUGCCGCAGCGAUUGCUCCCGCCUGUCGGGGCGGGCGGACGCCAUGGCGGCGCGCGGGGCCUCGCGGCUGGCCUGGUGCCUCCGCCGGGUCGGGGUCAGCGGCGACUGGCUCCUGCUGGAGGCCGGCACGCAGGUAACUGUAGGCCGAGGAUUAGAUCUCACGUACCAGCUGGUGUCAAAAACCUGUCCCUUGAUGAUCUCUCGUAAGCACUGUGUUUUCCAGCAAAAUGCAGAAGGGCAGUGGACUGUCAAGGAUAACAAGAGUCUAAAUGGAGUCUGGCUUAACAAACAGCGCCUGGAUCCCUCAAAAGCCUAUCCUAUCACUGAAGGAGACCGUAUCCAGUUGGGAGUACCUUUGGAAAACAAAGAGACUGCUGAAUAUGAGUAUGAAGUAAUUAAAGAGGAAUGGGAGAAAAUCAGACCAUUUUUAGCCCAAAGGAAUGACCUGGGGAAAGCUAAGAGUUCAAGAACUAAACGUAAAUUUGGUUUGGAGGAAUUGGAGACAUCUGGAUCAGAAGGCCCUUCAAACUCCAGAUCCAAAAGAGACAGAGUAUCUUGUGACAAUGAACCUUUGGGUAAAUCAUGGGGAGGGGUAGAAGAGGCCAAACGGUUAACAGAGAAGAUGGAUGUCAAGCUGCCUUUUCCUGGACCAAGUGAGGAGGAUAGUGGUCCAGCACGUAGUAGCCCUGUCCACUCUGAGAAAGCCGUGUCUGUCCCCCAUAAGGACCAGAAAGGCUCUGGUCUUGCACAGUCAUGGACUGGCUUGGAAAUGCUGAGGAAAACUCUAGUAGAUAUAAUGAAGUUAAAGGUCAAAGUGCAGGAGAAGCAGACAGCGGUUCUGAAUGUGAAGCAGAAGCGCAGGAAGUGUGCUCAGAAGGAGAUCCUGGCGAUGGAGCAGGAGCUGCGGGAGUUGCAGGACCAGCUGUGCAUGGAACAAGAGCAUCAUCAGCAGCAGGUGGAAGAGCUGGAGAGGACAUUCUCUAAAGAGCAAGAGAAGCUAGAGGGAAUAAAGUGGCAACAUGGGGAGGAGAAUCUGAAGGAGCAGCUGGCCCAGGUCCUGCAAGAGCAUCAUGCUUUGAUGGAAGAACUGAGCCGCAGUAAAAAAGAUUUUGAGGAGAUAAUUCGAGCCAAGAAUAAAGAACUGGAAGAAACCAAGGAGGAGAAGGAAAAGGUGAGAGCCCAAAAAGAAGAGGUGUUGAAUCAGAUGAAUGACGUGUUGGAGAAUGAGUUGCAGUGCACGAUCUGUUCUGAGCACUUUAUUGAGGCAGUCACUCUGAACUGUGCGCACAGCUUCUGCUCCUACUGUAUAAACGAGUGGACGAAACGUAAAGUGGAGUGCCCUAUCUGCAGGCAGGAGAUCAAAUCAAAGACACGCUCUCUGGUGCUGGAUAACUGCAUUGACAGGAUGGUAGAAAAACUGGAUGUGGAAAUGAAAAAGCAUCGCCUGACCCUUAUCAGAGAGCGGAAAGCAAAAAUGAAGAGAAGAACAGAACCUGAAUUUAGCAGCCCCCAAAAGAAGCAGAAGAAGAGGAUAGAAGACUUGGGAUUAACUCUUAGUUCUACUUCAGAUGAUGAAACUCAAUUUAGUAAUCAUACUACUCAAGAGUCUUCUAGUAGCAGCAGUGGGUCUGACAGUGAGAGCGAUGAAAAAAGACCGGUCUUCAGCAACGAGUUCAAACAAGACUCUCUUGUGGAGGGUACUUCAUCUCGCUACUCAAUGUAUAACAGUGUCUCCCAAAAGCUCAUGGCCAAGAUGGGCUUCCGGGAAGGAGAAGGUCUGGGAAAAUAUGGCCAAGGCAGGAAGGAUAUUGUUGAGGCCUCCAAUCAGAAGGGAAGGAGAGGCUUUGGGCUGACCCUCAAAGGAUUUGAUGGGGAGCUCAAUAUUGAUUGGCAGGACGAGCCAGAGCCCAGUGCCUACGAGGAGGUGGACUGGUGCCUUGAGUGUACCACAGAAAUCCCUGAUGCCCAGGAGCUGAAGGAGUGGAUGACUGUGGGGAAGAGAAAGAUGGUGAUUGAAGAUGAAACAGAGUUCUGUAGUGAAGAGCUUUUACAUAAUGUCCUGCAGUGCAAGAGUGUAUUUGAUGAGCUGGAUGGAGAAGAAAUGCGUCGAGCCCGAACAAGGUCUAACCCCUAUGAGAUGAUCCGUGGAGUUUUCUUCCUGAACAGGGCUGCAAUGAAGAUGGCAAAUAUGGACCAUGUCUUUGACUACAUGUUUACAAACCCUAAGGACUUUCAUGGGAGGCCUUUGAUAAAGGAGCGAGAUGCAGAGCUGCUCUACUUUGCUGAUGUGUGUGCUGGUCCUGGAGGCUUCUCUGAAUACGUCUUGUGGAGGCGGAAGUGGCAUGCGAAAGGCUUUGGCAUGACCUUGAAAGGACCAAAUGAUUUUAAAUUAGAGGACUUUUAUUCUGCUUCCAGUGAGCUCUUUGAGCCUUAUUACGGAGAGGGAGGGAUUGAUGGAGAUGGAGACAUCACUCGCCCAGAGAACAUUACUGCUUUCCGGAAUUUUGUUUUGGACAAUACUGAUCACAAGGGAGUGCAUUUCUUAAUGGCUGAUGGGGGUUUCUCAGUGGAGGGUCAGGAGAACCUGCAAGAAAUCCUAAGCAAACAGCUCCUGCUUUGCCAGUUCCUUACAGCACUGUCCAUUGUCCGGACAGGAGGACAUUUUGUUUGCAAAACCUUUGACCUGUUUACUCCGUUCAGUGUGGGACUUGUUUAUCUGCUGUAUUGCUGCUUUGAGCGAGUGUGCAUCUUUAAACCAGUGACAAGCCGCCCUGCUAACUCGGAGAGGUAUGUGGUAUGCAAAGGAUUAAAGCUAGGGAUUGAUGACGUGCGGGACUAUCUCUUCGUGGUGAACAUCAGACUCAACCAGCUGCGCAACUCUGAUGUGGAUGUGAAUCUUGUUGUCCCAUUAAAUGUGAUCAAAGGCGACCAGGAUUUCUAUGAUUACAUUGUCCAGUCCAAUGAAAACCACUGCAAAGUUCAGAUAAAGGCACUAGCCAAAAUUCGUGCCUUUGUUCAAGACACGACACUGAUUGAGCCACGGCAGGCUGAAAUCCGAAAGGAGUGUCUCCAGCUAUGGGGGAUUCCUGAUCAGGCUCGUGUUGCUCCUUCAUCUUCAGAUCCCAAGUCCAAGUUCUUUGAGCUGAUCCAGGGCACGGACAUUGAUACCUUCAGUUACAAACCUACUCCACUGAAUUCCAGUACACUGGAGAAAAUUCGCCAAGUGUUAGAUUAUCGGUGUAUGGUGUCUGGAAGUGAGCAGAAGUUCCUCUUGGGGCUAGGGAAAUCACAGAUCUACACCUGGGAUGGUCGCCAGUCAGAUCGCUGGACAAAGCUGGAUUUGAAAACUGAGCUGCCACGAGAUACCCUUCUCUCUGUGGAGAUUGUUCAUGAACUGAAAGGAGAGGGGAAAGCCCAGCGAAAAAUCAGUGCCAUCCACAUCCUUGAUGUCUUGGUGCUCAAUGGCAAUGAUGUUCGAAAGCAGCAUUUCAACCAGAGGAUUCAGCUGGCGGAGAAGUUUGUCAAAGCUGUUUCUAAACCUAGCCGGCCAGAUAUGAACCCUAUCCGAGUGAAGGAAGUGUACAGAUUGGAGGAAAUGGAGAAGAUAUUUGUGAGGUUAGAGAUGAAAAUCAUCAAGAGUUCAGGGGGAAUACCCCGGCUAUCCUACACUGGCCGAGAUGACCGGCACUUUGUGCCCACAGGACUCUACAUCGUACGGACCGUGAAUGAUCCCUGGACAAUGGCAUACAGCAAAAACUCCAAGAGGAAAUUCUUCUUCAACAAAAUGACGAAGAAAGCGACAUACGACCUCCCUUCUGAAUCCAUCGCACCCUUUCACAUCUGCCAUUACAGCCGCCUCUUCUGGGAGUGGGGGGAAGGUGUCAAAGUGCACGACUCUCAGAAAAGGCAAGAUCCAGAGAAGCUAUCAAAGGAGGAUGUCCUGUCUUUCAUCCAAGCGCACUACCCCUAACCCUGCUGUCUUGAGGGGUGCAGGGGGUGCUGAGCCCAGCUUGGAUUCUUCAGGGACUGAUGAGACUGGGGAGGCUCCACAACUUCUAUCCUGGUCUUCUCUAGAGCCGAUUUCCUGGAGGUGAUUGAACCAGGAGGUGGUAUGCAGAAGGCACAGGAUGAUGCUCUACCCUGGCAGUGUAUAUAAGAGUACGGCCCAGGUAGUGCCUGCUGCCAGAGUACCCAUGGUGACUCCUGGAGCCAAGGACUAAUGCCCUUUUGUCCUGACCUACUGCAUGCAUGAGGCCAAGGGGCCGGCAGCUUUCUUUGCUCCUGUUCAAACGUUCAGCGAGGUUUGUGGAGCUCUGUGUGCCAGAACUCUCCAGGCUUGUGCUUCCCUGGCACUGCGGGAAGGAGCAGAGAUGUCUUGGUGGCAAAGCUGGGCAACAGCACAUUGAAGCGGCCCUGCAUCGUUCUGGCAGCUAUAUCCUUGGCCUUGUCAAAGGCCUACACUACCCAGUGGAGGGCGUUAACUCAUUGGGGAAUGCUAGCUUUGGGACACAAGUAUGUAUUCUUGUUGGUGUCUCCAACACUUCUGCUUAUCAAGGCACUUGGCUGGCCACUGGCAAUUCCUAUGUGAUGGUAUCCUGUUGGACAAAGGCCAACACAGGUGAUGAGUAGAGUUCCUGGCACAGAUAUGAUGUGCUUAGUGCCAGGUAUUUCUCAGACCCUUAGAAGCUGCUGACAAGGAUUUCCCCUCUCUAGGUCAGUGACUGAUCCUGAGCCAGCAGCCUGGGGUUAACUUGUGAACGUGUCUAUGCCUCACAGUACUUCUGAGACCAAGGUGCUUUGAUUCUUGGUACUCAACACUAUUACCCAAAUCUUCAGGGUGGAACGUGGAUGUGGGAGGGAAGACACAGGAAGGUUGGGAUGCUGGAGGUCUUUGGAGGAAAUGAUGGGAAUGUCUGACUUCAUUAAAAAACCCAGGGCUUCGGUGAAAAGAGAUCUUGACUUUGACCACGUUGGUUAAUCAGAAGAAAUCCUGUCCCCUGCCUGUGCCCACUGGAAAGGUUACCAGACUUCCCUUUUUAAAUGUCAGAGUGGGCUUUGAAAUCCUCUGUCUCAUUUGGCCCUGGAACUGCAUCUGGGGUGAAGGCACAGAGCUGUGAAACUCUCAGCAUGGUAUUUGUGUGUCAACAGAUUUCUCCAUGGACUUCUGUGCUGGGCUCAAAGUUGUCUUCUGUUGCAUGUUUUACCUUCACUUCUGGUUUCCAUGGCACUUUUGCCAGGUCUUCCACAUAAAUCAGAAGAUAACACACAGUUGACUGCUUUUGGCCAAGCAGCAAAAUUGCCCUUUUUUUUUUUAAACUAUUUUUGUUGUUCUUGGCUUGUUUUUAAACACAGAUUGGCAGUAGGGAGGAAACUGAUUUAGGGGUUGUCUGAACUGUGCCUUAAAGAAAGCUAUAGUUCUCCUAGAAUCUAUAGCAGUUGUUUAGAUCGUUUCUUUCUCUUCACGCCCGUAUGUAUGAUUUGAACAAACUUUAUGUAGCAAGACAUGGAAGUUUUCACUUGUAGGUGCAUGGGUGCCCUGCACCCCACCUGAAGAAGCCAGAACAAGGAUGGCAUGUUGUAGAAGUCCCACCUCCACCCUCUAAGGCCCAGCAUCAUGUGGAGGUUUUGUGCUCAUUCUGAGCACGCAGUUGAAUGUCAUCCUACAAGUAGGCUGUGCUCUCUGAGCUUGGAGCACUUCCAUGUCUUCACAAGCAAAUUGUCUCCAUAUACCCAUGUAUUAAUUCUUUACAGUUUGGUACAAAUUAACUUAGCAGCUGCAACUCCUUGAACCAGAGAAAAUUAUAUGCAGGCUUGAUCACUGCAGAACCACACCCUUGGCUAAAGGAGCAGCACAGAAGGUGGCAUGGUCUGUUGGUCAAUGGAAACUGGGAAAGAAAAGGCCUGGGAGCGGAUGGGAGGUUAGCUUACACGUAGGUAGCCCUGAAUAUUGUGCAGGGGAGCUAUUCUAUUCCUUCUCAAGCUCUGACCAAAAGUAAAGUGGGUCAAAGCUGUUUUUUCCAUAUUGGUGAUUAUUAGUCCCCAGACAGAGUUAGGUCUACCAAAGCCAUUGAAGAACUGCAUGCUGUUAAUGCAUCCUCUUGGUGACCUGUAGGCUCCUUCUGCUCUCAAACAUUGGUAAAACAUGUAUGAAAGAAAGGGUGGUCCUUCCUGCCUGCAAAGAACAAGAGGCCUGUCACUGGCAGUUUUAUUUUGGCAAAGGCACUUCCAUGAGGGAUGAGGAGGAAUGUCUUCCAGUAGGCAAUAAAGAACCUCCCAACUGUGUGGUUUCCAGGCCUGUGUGCAGCUGGCUUUUUAAAUCAACCAGUAAUUUGAGUUCUGGUGCUUCUCUGGACUGCCUUGAGGCUGUUCCAAUGCCAGCAAAGCAUGCUGCUCCCUUUCCCAGGCUCCUUUGCUAAUUGCUAUGUCCUCCAGUCAGGACUUUGGUCUCCUGCAGGCUGGCAGACAGAAGGGUGACUAGGAAGUAUGCUAGGUUGAGUGUAGGCCUCUGAGGGUGCAAAAAGACCUGGUUAGCCUGCAGGCUAGCUUCUAUGAACAGAUACUUUCUGUUUACCGAGUUGCCUCCAGCUCCUCCUGAUUUUAAUUUGCUUUUAUUUUUAAUUUUAUUUUUGAUGCACUGAACCUUGAUUCUGAAUCCCCCUUCAAGAAGGCAAGCAUGAGCCACCAUGCUACUUGCUUCCCUGCCGCAGGGUAAACAGGGAGUAUGUUGGGAAGGGGGGGUGAGGAAGGUCUUGCUGAAGGGAAUGUUUAUGUACAUUAAUUGCACAAUGUAUUGUAAUUAGGCUGUGUAUCAUUUUGUGUUGACUUCUCUGCUUUCAUUGUCUCUAUUACCAAUACAGCCUCUUUAGUUCACAA
Aquila chrysaetos chrysaetos is the source of this 6929-nucleotide messenger RNA. RefSeq names its product cap methyltransferase 1 (gene CMTR1). Gene Ontology annotation, molecular function: nucleic acid binding; ubiquitin protein ligase activity; methyltransferase cap1 activity. Gene Ontology annotation, cellular component: ubiquitin ligase complex; nucleus; cytosol. NCBI's taxonomy places the organism in Eukaryota, Metazoa, Chordata, Aves, Accipitriformes, Accipitridae. The coding region runs from base 100 to 4026 and encodes 1308 amino acids. Gene Ontology annotation, biological process: ubiquitin-dependent protein catabolic process; protein K48-linked ubiquitination; 7-methylguanosine mRNA capping. The transcript is spliced from 30 exons. The record is from RefSeq and is a predicted model, not a curated record.